This is a messenger RNA of Musca vetustissima, 2144 nucleotides long. RefSeq names its product cleavage and polyadenylation specificity factor subunit 6 (gene Cpsf6). The record is from RefSeq and is a predicted model, not a curated record. Gene Ontology annotation, biological process: mRNA alternative polyadenylation. Bases 86 to 2134 code for a protein of 682 amino acids. The transcript has 6 exons. Gene Ontology annotation, molecular function: mRNA binding. Gene Ontology annotation, cellular component: mRNA cleavage and polyadenylation specificity factor complex. Lineage: Eukaryota; Metazoa; Arthropoda; Insecta; Diptera; Muscidae.
CAAUAUUGUGUGUUUGCAGCAGAUAACUAAACUUCAGACCAUAUUGGGCAAAUCAAUUCCGUGAAAAUAGGCGAAACAAACAAAUAUGGCUGACGGCGUGGUAUUAGAUCUUUAUGCCGAAGAUUUGGAUACACAAAAUCAGGAUGAAUUUGCUGGCGAUGGAGUGGAUUUAUACGAUGAUAUAGGUGGGGCGCCCGAAGCCAAUAAUAGUGGUGCUGCAAUCGCACCAGCAACGGGUGGUGGUGAAAGCCCCAGUUCGGGAAAUAAUGGCGCAGAAGGUGGUGCUGGAAAUGCCGGAACAAACGGAGUCUACCAUCAAGGUGCUGGUAGUUUGGCUCCCAAUCAAGCUGGUAGGCGUUUUCAAUUGUAUGUGGGAAAUUUGACAUGGUGGACAACUGAUCAAGAUAUUGCUAAUGCUAUACGCGAUAUAGGUGUCACCGAUUUUCAAGAGGUGAAAUUUUUCGAGAAUCGUGCCAAUGGUCAAUCGAAAGGUUUUAGCGUUGUUUCAUUGGCAUCGGAAAACAGCAUGCGUUUGGUUUUGGAGCGCUUGCCGAAAAAAGAAUUGCAUGGCCAGGCGCCAGUUGUUACAUAUCCAACGAAGCAGGCUUUAAAUCAAUUUGAGAGUCUACAAAAAACACGUCCAGUACCACCACCGCAACAAAAUGGACCACCAAGAGGCCCAGCACCACCCAACAUGAUGCCGGGCGGACCAAUGCCACCACAUCCAGGCGGGCCACAAGGAGUACCACCGGGACAUCAGCAACGUCUGCCCAUGAAUCCGAAUAUGCCGCCAGGUCAAUUUAGGCCACAGCAUAUGCCACCACAAGGACCGCCCGUUGGUCAGGGACCUCCCCGAAUGCAGCCACCUAUGCAUCAGGGACCACCAAUGGUACCACAACAAGGCAUGCAAGGACCACCACGUUUUGGCCAGCAACAGUCACAAUGGCCGGGUCAGCCACGUCCGAAUGGUCCCCGACCAGGACCCAUGAAUGGACCGCCACAACGUCCUCCGCAAAUGUUUCAGGGACCUCCUGGCGGUAUGCCAAUGCGUGGCCCGAGACCUGACUGGAGACCUCCCAUGCAUGGAGGCUUUCCGCAGGGACCGCCUGGUGGCCCACCCCAGGGGCCACCACAUAUGCAGGGCCCUCCUAGAGGUCCUCCGGGUGGCCCUCCACAAAUGGGUGGUCCUGGUGUUCCUCCACCUGGAGGACCACACGGCGCUCCUGGUGGUCCGGCUCCACAUGUCAAUCCCGCAUUCUUUAAUCAGCCUGGCGGUGGUCCUCCACAACACCCUGGUGGCCCACCUAUGAGUGGAGGCCCGCCACAUGGUCCACCCGGUCCCCAACAGGGAAUGAAUAUGCCACCCCAGCACGGACCACCUCCCCACUUUGCACAGCAGGGUGCACCACGGGGGCCUUGGCCUGGUCCGCCGGGACCGGUUAAGCAACAAACCUUCCCGGACCAACAACAGCCCAUGGGACCUCAACUAAGUGAAGCUGAAUUUGAAGAAAUAAUGGGUCGCAAUCGCACAGUUAGCAGUUCUGCAAUUGCAAGAGCGGUAUCGGAUGCUGCAGCCGGUGAAUACUCCAGCGCUAUUGAAACAUUAGUCACAGCAAUCUCAUUGAUUAAACAAUCGAAGGUGGCUCACGAUGAACGUUGCAAAAUAUUGAUUAGCUCACUGCAGGACACAUUGCACGGCAUUGAAACGAAAAGUUAUAAUAGACGUGAACGAUCAAGAUCACGUGAUCGAUCUCAUCGACAGAGGCCGCGACGUGAAAGAUCAUCAUCACGGUAUCGUGAGCGAUCACGCGAAAGGGAACGUGAUCGAGAAAGGGAACGAGAUCGUGAUGCUGGAGGUUAUCGCGAUCGCUCUAGAAGCCGUGAACGAGAACGUCCUAGUACCAAUGAUCACUAUCGUGAUGAUAGUUCCAGCCGUUCGGCAAGAGCACGAAAAACUCCCGAACCAGCGGGCGGCGAUGUAGGCACCGAAGCACCAUCGAAGCGUAGUUACUACGAGGAACGCUAUCGGUCAUCCGAUCGUGACCGCGAACGUGAACGGGAUCGUGAUCGCGAACGUGAUCGUGACCGUGAUCGCGAGCGUGAACGUGACCGAGAACAUCGUUCCAGACAUUAGUCAUAUUGAC